Messenger RNA from Drosophila guanche, 1659 nucleotides. Its product is annotated as acid sphingomyelinase-like phosphodiesterase 3b. The record is from RefSeq and is a predicted model, not a curated record. NCBI's taxonomy places the organism in Eukaryota, Metazoa, Arthropoda, Insecta, Diptera, Drosophilidae. Bases 47 to 1609 code for a protein of 520 amino acids. Gene Ontology annotation, molecular function: hydrolase activity. The transcript has 5 exons.
UAAACGAAAGCAAAAGCAAAAGUUCCUCAAGGAAAGAGCAGCCAAAAUGAUGACCAAGUUGAGCCUUUGUCUUUGCCUCUUCAUCGGCCUGGCACAGGCGCGCAUUGGCUACUUCUGGCACAUUAGCGAUCUCCACUUGGAUACCAUUUACUCCACCCAGGGUGACAUCUAUCGCAGCUGCUGGCAGCUGGAGCGACCCGUCUCCAGCUCCAGUUCCGGCUCCAAUGCAAAUGCAGCGAGUGAGGAUCCUGGCAUGUUUGGGCACUACAAUUGCGACAGUCCCUGGCGCCUGGUGGAGUCCGCCGUGAAGACCAUGAAGGCCAAGCAGGGUGACAAUGUUGAGUUUGUACUCUGGACUGGCGAUGCGCUCUCACACUCCGCCCAGCCGCUGUCCGAGCAAAAGCAGCACGAGAUCUUGCGCAACAUCACAGAUCUGCUGGGACGCAGCUUCUCAUCGCAGUUCAUCUUUCCGGUGUUGGGUCACGAGGAUGGCAGCGCCAAUUACCAAAAGAUGGGCGAACUCUGGCGCCACUGGCUGCCCUCGGAGGCGCUGGUGACCUUCGACCAGGGCGGCUACUACUCCAUCGAGCAGACAAAGAGCCGCCUGCGCAUCGUGGCACUCAAUACGAACUUCAUGCGUUUGGAUCAUGAUCCACCGGAUGCCAAGGCAUCGCACAGCCUGCGCUGGCCGGUGGAGUACUAUGCGGAGCCCAAGGCCAGCGUUAGCUCCAUGUCCGCACAGGAGGAGGUGCUGGCCGAACAGCAGUGGCUGUGGCUGGAGGAGGUGCUGUCCAAGUCGCGGGAUAAACAGGAAACGGUCUACAUUGUGGGCCACAUGCCGCCGGGUGUGGAUGAGCGACAUCUGGGUGCGCAGCAGCACAAUCAGUUAAUCUUCACGGAGCGCAACAAUCGGAGAUAUUUGGAGAUGGUGCGACGCUAUGCAUCGGUCAUACAGGGACAGUUCUUUGGCCACCUGCACUCGGACACUUUUCGGCUGUUCUACGAUGCUCAAGGCCAACCCAUCUCGUGGCUGAUGAUUGCCCCCUCGAUUGUGCCACGUAAAGCGGGCAUUGGCGCCUCCAACAAUCCCGCCCUGCGGCUCUACAAAUUCGAUACGGGCAGCGGCCAGGUGCUGGACUACAGCCAAUUCUGGCUGGACCUGCCACUGGCCAAUCGUGCCCAGGAGCCACUCUGGCAGCCCGAAUACAAUCUGACACACUACUACGCCCUGUCCGAGAUCUCUGCGCUGGCAUUGCACAAUUUUGCGGAGCGCUUCACGGGCACCGAUGCCUCCUGGUUCACCAGAUACCACCGCGCGAAUGCCGUGCGAUAUCAGUCUGGUACGCCCUGCCAGGGCCUGUGCAUGCUCAAUCAUUACUGCGCCAUCACGCGCCUCGACUACGACGAGUUCCGGCUGUGCCUGGAGCAGGAGCAGCUGCCAUUGCAGGGCCGUUCGGCCAUGUCCGCACUGCCAUCAUGUCCAUGGUGGUGCUGCUGUCUGUUGGCUGUGCUUUUUUAUGGCCUGCAAAGCAUGUUGUGGGGUAGCAGCAGCAGCAGCAGCAGCAGCAGAGGGCAAUGCAGCAGCAACACCCGCAACCAGCGAAUUUAAGCGUUUCUCGUUUAAGCCAGUAACAUAUCAAAAAAGAAAAAAGAAUAGUG